This is a messenger RNA of Podarcis lilfordi (Lilford's wall lizard), 10553 nucleotides long. The record is from the annotation of a GenBank genome assembly. NCBI's taxonomy places the organism in Eukaryota, Metazoa, Chordata, Lepidosauria, Squamata, Lacertidae.
AUGAAGUAUUACUACCCAGACUCACUUCCCAGGUAUAGGCGAUAUACACGAGGCCUGAAAACUGUGCGUUUCCCCAAUGACGUUCUCUUCCUGGACCAUAUUAGGCAGAGCGACCUGGAGCAGGUGGGCCGUUUCAUCCGUGCCAGGAAGGUCACCUUGGACACUAUCUACCCCUCAGGUAAGUAGGACGUGGGUGAACCUAACUGAAGGGUGGUUGAAUAAGCCUAAGCACUAGCAGAUGCCUAAUCCCAAAGUCAGGCUGUGUGUUACAAACUAGGUCAUGUUUUUUCCUCUAACACUUACAUCGAUAUAGGGAGCUAUGUCACCUGAAAUCCUUUUGCUAGACACUUGAGUAUUGAACAGAUUCUAAGGUGAUAGAUGCUAAGAAAACUAUGCCAAUGUACUGCGCACUCUCUGAGAAAAUUUAAAUCCCUUUACUAAUCUGCUAAUGCAGCUUGUUCCUGUGUGAAUAAAAUAUGGCUGCUGAGUUGAGAACAGAACAAUAUAUCCAGUGGCAGGAUGAACAGAGCAGCUUCAUGCCCAGCCGUAAAGCUGAAUCAGUGUUUCUUUGAGCCGUUUCCCCCAGCUAUGAUCUCAGCAUGAAAGGCUGCACUUAAAAAAGGAAUCCAGUAGUCACAGGAAUUUCAACAGUUACAGCUACUAUGGCCCAGUAGAUUGUUAGAGUGUGUUUGCUUCUUACUGACUUCCAUCACACUUAGACUUUCAUAACAUUGACUCAGUAUUGCAGAAGGCCAUAGAAGCCUUGAUUGAGGUGCUGUUCUUACAAACUGCUUACUUAAUUCCCCAAAUAAGUUUCUGGAACUCACUCAGCUUUGGUUAAAAUAAUAUUCUUUUUCUCCAUGCAAAGAACCUGGUGGGCCAAAAAUUGUCCCCUCUGUGUGCCGUUUCCCCAACAAUUAUAAGAUAAUGCAGCCUUAAAAAUGUAAAGGCCCUGGUCUAGUUUCCUGAGAAAAAAAUAUGCAUUUUGCUUCUAGACUCCUCCCCACUGUCUCAAGCAUAUUAGCAUAACUCCCUUUUUGUGGGAUGUUUUCCUAAGAUCUGCAGGUUGUGGCUGAUGCAUUACCUUUUCCCAUUAGGUAUGGCUGCCCUCCAUGAAGCUGUGCUUUCUGGGAACCUUGACUGCGUCAAGCUGUUGGUGAAAUAUGGUGCUGACAUCAAUCAGAAAGAUGAGGACGGCUGGACACCCCUACACAUGGCUUGCAGUGAUGGUCACGCUGAUAUUGCAAGGUCAGAGAUGCAAAUUAUGUUAACCUUUAAUCUCUAGUCUAGCCAUGCCCACCCUCUCUUGACAGGCCACAAACUUGGUCAAGGAAAACGGGGAGGGAAGUAGGGCUUGCUCAACAGUGAGUGCUAGGCUUAGACUUGAGGUGAUGACAUGUCUGUUGGCUAGAUGACCAUCCUAUAGGUAGUGCUAGUCUUCGGACACUAGCAGUGAUGUUUUGCGUUGGCGUGUUAAGUGACCUAUGAUAUCUCCCAAAUAUAUAGGAUAUCUCAAGUAAGAAGGUGAGAAUGGAAACCAGAUAUAAGAGAAGACUGGUCUCUUUAUGGAAAGAGGAAAGCUUUACAUUGAAACUAACAGCCAAUUCACAAGUCCUCUGUAUCAUCUUGUAUAUGAAAGCAUAGGGAAAAGUGCAUGUAUGAACUAAACUGUGCAUGUGGGUAUGUGUGUCAAUUAUGUCCUCGUCUCAUCACCUCAUUCUUUAAUCCUGCAGGUACCUCAUCUCUCUUGGUGCCCAGCGUGAUGCUACCAAUGAUGAAGGGGAGAAGCCAUCCGACCUAAUUGACCCAGAGUACAAGGAGCUUGUGGAGCUUUUCAAAGCAGCCCGAGUAGACUAAGCUAGUGCCGCUCAGCUCUUUCCCAUGUGGAGUUCAGCUUCCAUGGCAGGCAGCAGCAUUUGUUGCAUGCUGCAAGGAGGCUAGCAAAGUUGCCCCUACUACGUUGGCAAGAGUGUACGGCCUCCUAAAAGAGACCACAGUUUGGUUGUAAUGUGUAUGUAUGAGAGUGGCUACCUUGGGGUUUAUCAGAGAGCUAUGCUUGGGAUAGCCCUUCCAGAAAAUGUAAACUUCUCUACCAUGUGGCCCAUUUUCUGGUACCUGCUACGGUCAGGCUUUAGUUAAAAUGAGUCUAAUGGCUGGGACACACUGGCCCAAACGGCACUGUUGUGCAGGAGGUUCACACAGGUGAUUAUGAAAUGAACUGGACUGGGUACCAAUUUGUGUGAACAUACACCUUCCAAUUAUUAUCUGGCAAUGACUGAUUUGAACAGUGCUUUCUCAAAGACAUUCAACCUAUUCAGGCCUGAAGAAUCCUCACACAAUUAUCACAAAAAGAAAAUAGCCCCAACUUCAAGCUGGUAUCUUUCUGCUGUAUAUAUUAUCCUAAAAAUGUCAUGUAUAAAGUCUCACAUGUUUGCUCCUAGAUUUGCUUUUCUACUGUUAUUUUUUAUGUGGUUCUGAAACAGCUUUUUAUUUUUUCAAUAAAGUAAUUUCUACAACCUUGGGUUAUUUUUAUUCCCUCUGCUCUUGGGAACGGUAGCCACACUUCCUGCCCAGACACUUUGUUUCCCAGGUUGCCCUUAGACUGUUCCCUAGCUGCACAUGAGAUUUUGGAUAUGAAAUGAGGAAAUGAAUUCUAAAGGAAAGUAGAACAGCUUAAAAAGCAGAACAAGAUAUAGUGACUAAUGCCUAAAAGUUCUCAUUCAUACACAUCUAGCUGUUUAACUUUGAUGGAGGACAUGUAUUUACCUUGAAGUUGUCCAUUAGACAUUGUCCCUGCUGCACCGUUAUUUCAUUCUGUUAAGUAAGGGUCAAUGUCCUCCUAGUGGUGCAGUAAUAAAAUUGUUAGCACAUUUGCAAAGCUAAGCAGGGUCUGGUAUGGCUUCAGAUUAGAUGUUGAGAUUCCUGCACUGCAGGGAGUUGGACUUGAUGACCCUUGGGGUCCCUUCCAAUUCUACAGUUCUGUAUUAUUAAAUUAUGCAACUUGAGUAUUUAUUUUUUUUGCAGCACUUAUAAUAUGUGCAACAUACUAUAGCUCAGGUGAUUGGACUAGAUGACCCUCGUGGUCCCUUCCAACUCUACAAUUCUAUCAAUCUUUGCAUGCUCUUUUCUCUGGAAGACAGAAGAAUGAAAUGGCAAUGCAAGAUGGUGGAUAUUAGCCCUCAGCUGUGCAUUGUUUCUGAUAAUUGCACAGUCUAUGGUACACCACACAGUUUGAAGAAAUUAAAUAAUCGGGCUUCUUUUGUUUGUGGCUGCUUCUUUCUGAUAGGUUUCAGGUACAGUGGUGUUGUUCCUGCAACCUAUCACUUGGAAGGGGAAUAAGAGGCCUGUAAUAAAGUUCUUACUAUUUUUGUCCCAAAUGACUUGAGUUGGCUUUAGUAAUGACUUGGCAAAUGCAUGAACAAGACGGGAAGAAAAUUAGAUGUGACAUUUCUUGGAGAAGAGUCAAUGCUUGGAGGUUUGUCCACUCAGAGACACCUGAUAAGUGCUAAAUACUACUUCCCAGUCGGAUAGUUUGUCUCUUGGUGAAAAUCAGUAGUGAAUCACUUGCACCAUCUGGGUCAGCAUGCUCUGACAGAAGUAGGGCAGCUCUGCACAACUCACAGUUACUUCAGGCUUCCUACAUAUUUGGUUAGGUGUCACUGUGGUUGCCAUCUAAGCAUACAUCACCAUGCAGAGCUAUUGUCAGGGCUCACUCUAUAAUACACUGCACAUGCAUUAAGUUUGGGGACACUGCUCAACAUCCUGAGAUCCUCAGCUUUACUUUUAAAUAACUUUUAGCCCUGGCAAUAGAUGAUAGGCACAGACAAUGCCCAAUAAGAUGAUAAGCAAGGUGUUGUACAGGAUUGGUCAGAAGUCUGGGCUUCAGUGUCCAGCAAGGAUCUUUGAUCUGCCCUUGUCUAGUAAGCAAAAACAAGUGGUUUUCUCUUAUUUUUACCUACAUUUGUUUGGUUACAUUUAGGAGACUUUUGUUGAAACCUUAGUUCCUAAUGUGUUGGAGUUGUACUAAACCAGGAAGUCUCCACUCCCAUGAUUCCCCUUCUGAAUGCAGCACUUUAAAAUGCUUCUACAGAACACUGUGUAAUGACAAAAACCCAUUCAAAUGGGCAAGUUAAAAAAUGAAUUUUAAAAAUACUACAAGUGUGUGAGAGAGAAAGGGAUUGCUUUUGUAUUGCUAUUUGAAGUGUCAAUCUAUAUAGUGUGCCCUAUCCUGAAGGCUUGGGCAAGGUCUAAAAUUAAUCCUACACCAGAAAAACAAUUAACAUUUCCUAAUUAAUGGAAAAUUUCUCCAUCCUUUCUGUCAACCAUGUAUCCUAAAUGCCAUCCCAAAGAGAGCUAGAUCUCGGAAAACUGGAGAAGGCUCUUUUCAGAUCGCAAUUCGAAUACAAACACGGAAAAUGUUAAUGUAAACGUGUGAAAUCAUGUCAAUGAUUCCCACCCACCCACUAAUCACAGAACUGUCCACACUUAGUUGGCGUAGAUUUAGAGCGUAAUGAUUAUGAAAACAGGAUGUGGAGAGAAGCCUCAAAUGUCCACAAAACGGGGCACACGGUAAACUGGGGUGGGGGUGGGGGUGGGGGUAGCGCUCAGUUAGAUCCUGACCCAAGCCGGGGAAGCGGCGACUCUGCUUUGGGCAAUGCCGACUUCCCGAAGCUCACAAAGGAGGGAAAGGCGAUCUCUUUUAAGCAGCCUCCGUCCCGCUCCGGCUUCUACCCCAUUUUUCCGUUUCUGGAGACCCUCCCCACCCUCUCCCGCGUCUCCCAGAGCUUCUUUUCCCCACCCCUCACUCCCGUUUCCAUGGAUACCCCUCCCUGCCCAGCCGCUGCGUUUCCAUGGAAACCUCCUCCCUCGGGUACUAGGGGCAAGGGCUACCCGGGCCCAUUCGCCCGCAGUGCGCACGCGCAGCCCGGCCUAGGCGCUCUCUUCCGCCCCGGGCCUGGCAGCAGCGAGAGAAGCCGGGACUUAACCCGGGCCCAGGUGAAGAGGGUUGCGGGUGGGGAAUUGAGGGUGGGGCCGCGGAGAGUGGGGCGCCCUUCCUUCCCCGGCCCCCCGUGGAAGUGCUCCCUUUCUGUUCCUCUGGGCCUAGGAGCGCAGUCCCCAAACUCCACGCCUGCCUUGUUGUCGUUCGGGGCCGGGAGAAGUGUGGCUGCUUGGGCCUCCCUCUCCCCGCACCUCCCUCAGGAAGCUUGACAUCCCAUCUCCGUGCCUGAGGGUAGCGUGGGGUUGCGGAUUGGAGGGGGGGUUGUUGAGGGAAGUAUUGGGGUUCCCCAAGGCGCAGGUGCCUCUAGGAACUGGACUCGGAGCAGGGAGGAGGGCGGUGGGGUCCCGAAGUGGUGGUCGGGGGGGCUCCAGGGCUUUUUGACACAUUCGGGGAUUUUUAGCGAUGGGGUGGGACUUAUCGGUAGUGUGGUAGGAGGGUGGUUGGGAUCCUGCUUUCUAUGCCUGUAAGAUGCUGCAAUCUCCUUAAAUGUAAUAGCAGAGGUGGGCAUAGAUGCUUCCACCCAAAGUCGGUACCGGAGCAAUUUGUCCCCACCCGUGGGAUUUAUUGAGGGUCCGUCCCCAUUGAGCUCAGUGUCUUGUCUUUGUUUUAGCACCGCCAAGCCACACAUCCAGGACUUGGGCCAGGGCUGGGAAAGAGGCAGCCAUGACGAGGUGAGAAAAGUUAUGGGGCUGUGAGAAUUGAACUUGUGUUAAUACUGAGCGGGCUGUCAGAAUGUAUUGACUCCUCGAUGAUUGGAGACUUUCAACCCACAGUGCUGAUUUUGUUGUCUUUGGUGGUUGUGUAUACCAUGGUUAUGCACCAAAAAUCUUUCUGUGUUGCUACCUGCUGACAGUGGUUCAGGAAUGGUGUGGGCAAUAAAGGUAAAUGGAUAUAAUUGAUUGAACCUUUAACUGGUCAUUAGCAUGGGUCUUUGUGUUCACCUCCCCACCCAGCUUCACUAGGUAAUGUUUGGAUGUCAGUUCCUCCAAGCUUCUAUUCUUUAUUUAUAUAACUUUAGUUUUGAGUCUGAAACAAUAACUGUUUAACACUUUGUACAUAAGAAGGUGUCAUGCUAAUCAGGGGUCGGCCAUAGGGAUAUCAGAAUAGAUCUCUGGGUGAUUUGAUGUAGAGCGGUAAGGAUUUUUGAUUCCCAGUUGCUUGGCACUGACAAUAACAAAAUGACCAUCCCUCCAAAGUAAUGUGGCUCAAGUGAUGAAAAGGGUGGGGUAACCCAAGGUAGAUUUUUAUAUAGAAGGACUGUGAGCUCAGUUUAGUUCAGUGCUCAUAUUCAAAACAAAUUCCUGAGCUCAGUGUUCUUCAAUUCUAAGUGUGCAACUCUUGUGAGCUGGCUGUGAUAGUUGGAUCAUUGAGCUCUAGUUAAAAAAAGAAGUAGAUUUUGCAUGCCUGAAGUCUGCCUAUUCCUGAUGUAAAUGACAACUAAGCACAACCGCAGUCUGUAUUGGUCACACUCUCUGAAAAGCGUAAUAGCAGCCACAUUGAAUGGUCUGUAAAGCUAAAGGAUCCUUUUGCCAGGAUAGUUAGUAUAAAUCUUCCUUUUUUGCUUCUUUAUUUGUGGCAAAGAUCAGUGUCUUGUUUCCUCUCUCACUGGGGUCUCCACUGCACUUCCAGUUCUCCUGUCUCCCGAGUUGUAUACAAUGGCAAGAGAAACAGCAGCCCUCGCUCCCCAAGCAACAGCAGUGAGAUCUUCACUCCUGCACAUGAGGAGAAUGUGCGUUUCAUCUCUGAAGGUGCAGUAUUUACAUUUGAGAAGGCUGAUCUCUUCAGUUGCUGCAUCUCCACUGAGUCAGUAGCACAUUUCCUUACCUCUUACCCUGUAUAUAACAUAUGUUUCUCAUGCGGUUGCCAGUUCUGGUGUUAUUUUUUCCUUACUCGUGUAUUUAAGAUGGGUGCGGGAAAGUGAAGAAAAUGAAGAUGAGACUCAUUGGAAUGUUUAGAUAUGAAUCCAACUCUUGGAACUGACGGAUAGUUCUGAGGGUAUGUGAGACUUGUCUUCUGAUUCUGCAUCCAGCAUUACAAACAUCUGUCAUUGCCUCCCUGCUUCUUUAUUUGCAUUUAAAGACUUCUCCAGUAGUAAUGGUGGGACCACUGCUUGGUGUCUAGGCUGUCUUAGGGUGCCAAAAGCUGGCAGUACUCUUGGGCUAAAGGAAAGGGCUCUUCCGUAUUCUCCAUGUGAAGUUUUAUCCCCACUUUAACUGUUCCCCUUCUCUGCAGCAUGGCAGUGUGUGGAGCGGGAUCUCCGCAAUCAGAUGGCAAGUGGUGAACGGGGACUUGUGGAGGAGUAUGUGGAGAAGAUGCCAAACCCCAGUCUGAAAAGUGAGUUUUCUUUUGCUAGCUUUCCCCUUUCAAAGAGAGGUCUAAUUUAGUCAUGGUUACACCUCCUUGGUGACAGCCGUUUAGAUUACUCUGAUGUAGGACUGGCUUUGCAGAGCAUUUGAAAACAUAGAGUCCAAGAUGCAGCUGAAAGAAUCCUAACUGAAACCCAUCACUAGAAGCAUUGUUGUCAUUGGUUUCCAGAUAGUUUCAGGGCUCAGUUCAAAGUGCUGGUGUUGACUUUUAAAGGUUUAUAUGGCCUGGACUGACUGCUCCAAUACAGAUCUGUCUAUUGACUCAAUUCAAGCCCUGUUCCGGUUCUCUCUGGGGUUGAGCUAGAUGGCUAUGCAUGAAAGGGGCUUUUCAGCAGUUGGCCUCAGGCUCUGACAUUUGUUUCCGUGGGAAGCCCAUUUGUCCUCAUCUUUCUUGCUCUUCUGACAUACGGUGAAAACUCUCUUGUAUAGGAGGAUAGUUGGAAACAUAUAGUGGUAGUGUUAUAGUCCAUGAAUUUGAUUAGGUACAUGAAUAUAGAUGUACCUACUUUCUUGCAUAUUAGAGAUUUUCUGGUUGCAGAAUUUAGGUUAUCAUUCUAGGUAGAACUGGAGACCCCUUGGGUUUGGGUUGUAGUAAUGGCCUGCUGUGUUGAAUAGGUCUGGGGUACCAACUCAAACCAUUUAAUUAGGUGUGUAGGUUACCUGUGAUCUGAAUUCCAAUUUAGGGUACUAACUGUUAGGUGAUGGUGGGGAGGCUAGCAUCUUUGUUCUUAUCCAGGCAGGCUGGAGGGAGUAUUGAUGGAAAGCAAUGUUGCUAGUCAGGAAUCUUACCCUAAAUUGUGUCUCCUUUCUUCUUUUUUGACAGCUUUCAGACCUGUUGACUUGAGUGACCUAAAGCGGCGGAACACACAGGAUGCUAAGAAAUCCUAAAAUGGCUCGGCCUGCCUCAGCCCCAAGUGCUGGCGUGUGGCCACUGGUACAUGAAUUUGAUGACUUUGUGUUGGUUUCCUCCUUUGGUCUGGCUUGUGCCUGGGGCUGGCUCUGAAUUCCCUAAGGAAGGAUAGGCUUCUUGCCUUUUCUUCACAGCUUCCCUUGGCCUGGCCUGGCCCGCCUGCCUUCAUUCUACAAUUGGCCCCAGAAAUUACCUUUUCCCCUUAGUAAAUGACAUUUUACUCUGAUGGUGGCCAAGAGGUUGGUGUGUACCCUGUCUGUUUUAGGAGUGUGGAAUAAGGCAGAAGAAUCAGGAACAAUAUCUAAUCUCUCCCUAUACCCAUCUCAAAGCCCAGCCCUUCUUAGGGCAAGGCUAAGAGAGAAUGAUGGGACAGAAGCAAUAUGGGUUUUCGUAGUCCACCCUAUCAAUACAUUGUGAGAAUUCAGACUGACUCCUCAUACAGUACCUGAGCUUUUAGACUGGAGGAUGAAAGAGUGUUGUGCUACGAUCUCCAUAUGCUAUCUGCUCAGCUCUGUGGCACAACAAUGGCGAAACGCUGAAGAUAGAGGCUGAGGGACCCAGGUACAAAGUCUCCCAAGGGAAAACUCUUUUGGGAUUCUGUUGUAUAGGAUAAAACUGAGUCGACUCCCUUAUUCUGAGCUGAGCAGGUACUCCAGGUUCUGCUGUCUUUACACUCUGCUGACUUGCAGCCCCAGCCAGGGGGGCAGGUAGCAUUUCUGAGCUAGCCCCAGAGCCCAGCCCCUGUGCCCCAGCAGGGCUGGGGACAGCCUUGGUGUGUGCUGGGCACUGGCAAGUGGCAGUAGUGCCCAUGUUUGUGCCCAGCUCAGGCAGUGAUGUUGGGGACCCUGCUCAGAGUUGGGUAGGCAAGGGGCAUGGUGGCUGUUCUUUUCCCUUUGUAAUGUCCCCUCUUGGUCUGUGUCUGUCUUUUAAGGAGUGUUGUAAAUAAAAACUGGUUAGUCAUUUUGACAUUCUGCUCUGAGAAUUUAUCCUGCAUCUCUACCUGGGUUCCCAUGAACGGGGCUUGCUUACCAAUCUUUCUUUGGGUUCCAUGUUCUCAUUGUUCUGAACUGUUUCACCUGAGCCAGAGUGAAUUUUCUCAAAAGGAAGGGGAUUUGUUUUGUUCCUUUUGUUGCCCUAACGGCAGUGCUUGGCAGCUUCCUGUGUUUUUACUUGACUAUUACUCUCCAUUGGUGCUGGGCUAGUUGCAACUUAGUCUGUUGGAGUAAUUUACAGUUCAACCUAACCUGAUGCUGUUGUGAUUGUUAAGCCUCCAGAAGGGCAUUCAAGUCCCUUUUGCAAUCCUGUAGGGGAGAAGGAACUAUGAAAUAUCUAGUCCCUUAGGUGUGAUGUAUUUAGCUAUCAGUAUUCAGAAAGAUAUCCUAGUGCUUGGUAAACAGUUGCCAUUUGGAUACACAUUAUUUUGUGCACCUUAGAAUGGUGUUCACAUCGUGCUGUGAAGGAGGUGGAGUUGCAGGCUGCUUAGGGAAAGUGCUUCAUGUUAGCUAUAAGGUGAAACCUACUGUGAAGCAAGGUCUCUCUCACAACUUGCUAUUUCCUUGGCUAAUGACAUGGUCAUUUUCUGUGUGAUUGGCAGUAGGCACCUACAGUGUUUCCUUGAAACACUGGUGCUUAUUAGGGUUAGCAUGGGGUUUAUCUGGUGUUGGGUUAUGUUGAGUAGUCUUAGCUGACACCUUAAGAAGUUUUUGUGUGCACAGAACACAUACCGAUAUGAGACUCUGCGGCAGAAUGGUGGAGACUUUCAGACAUCCAUUUUCCCUAAGGCAACAGGGUAGGGAGUGUUGCUUAGUAAGGUAUUUUUCCUCCUUGAAGUCUGGGAACUGGAGCAGUGGUGCCUGUAGGGUCAACAGGAAGCUAACAUUAUUUUCACACUGUAAUCUGGCUGCAGGUGAUAUUAUUACCUUUAGUUGGAUUAGCAGGAUUUUCCUACCGCAGCAAACUGAAUCAGCACCCCCAAAUGCGGUAAUGCUUGAAUCCUCAGUAGUUUGCUGUGCUGUGGAUAUUUUAUCUCAGUCUGCUUUCCCAAAUAUAUCUUUAUGCUAGCUUUGAAAUCAUACCCAGCUUGCUGGGCGCUUUUGCCAGUCUUGAUUGAAGUGGGCAAUAUUUGCACCCAGCCUGACCAAUUUGUUUACUUUGACCAAAUGUCAUGUCAUGAAUUGGAUUAGAACAGAGUGUGUUUCUCUGCCAACAGGCAGCACAAAAACGUAGCUAUGAAAACAACAUGGAGCAUAGUGCCAAGGAGACGUCAAGGAAGAUAUAG